AGCCCAGCAAAGCAGACAAUCAAGUCCAGUGUGCGCAACCACUAACAUCAGCAAAAGAACAGAAUAAAGACAUCUGCGUCAACCGAGAUCAAACCAUGUCUUACCAGGGCAAAAAGAAUAUCCCAAAGAUCACUAGUGAGAGGCUCCUGAUUAAAGGCGGUCGGAUUGUGAACGAUGACCAGUCCUUCUAUGCAGACAUCUAUAUGGAGGAUGGAGUUAUCAAGCAACUUGGAGACAACCUGAUAGUCCCAGGAGGGGUGAAGACCGUUGAGGCCGAUGGGAAGAUGGUGAUUCCUGGAGGAAUUGACAUCCACACCCACCUACAGAUGCCCUUCAGGGGAACAACCACUGUGGAUGAUUUCUCCCAGGGCACCAAGGCUGCUCUUGCUGGAGGAACCACCAUGAUCGUGGAUCAUGUGAUCCCGGAGCCGGGCUCUAGUCUGGUGGAGGCGUUCGAUCGCUGGCGCGAGUGGGCGGAUGAGAAAGCAUGCUGCGAUUACUCUCUGCAUGUGGACAUCACCCACUGGAACGACAGCAUCAAACAAGAGGUCCUGAGUCUCAUUAAGGAAAAAGGAGUGAAUUCUUUCCAGGUCUAUAUGGCUUAUAAAGACCUCUAUCAGAUGAGCAACAGCGAGCUUUAUGAGAUCUUCACCUUCCUUGGAGAGCAUGGAGGAAUCGCACAGGUCCACGCUGAAAAUGGAGAAAUAAUUGCUGAGGAGCAGAACCGUAUGCUAGAGAUGGGCAUCACCGGACCCGAGGGACACGUUCUCAGCCGUCCAGAGGAGCUGGAGGCUGAAGCCGUGUUUCGAGCCGUCACUAUUGCCAGUCAAACCAACUGUCCACUCUAUGUGACCCGCGUGAUGAGCAAGAGUGCUGCUGACAUCAUCUCGCAGGCCAGGAAAAAAGGUAAUGUGGUGUUUGGCGAGCCGAUCACGGCCAGUUUGGGAACCGAUGGGACUCAUUAUUGGAGCAAGAACUGGGCAAAGGCGGCGUCCUUUGUGACCUCACCACCCCUCAGUCCUGACCCAACCACUCCAGACUACCUAAACACCCUGUUGGCCAGUGGUGAUCUGUCAGUGGUGGGCAGCGCUCACUGCACAUUCUCUGUGGCUCAGAAGGCCAUUGGGAAAGACGACUUCACUCAGAUUCCUGAAGGAGUGAACGGAGCGGAGGAGAGGAUGUCCAUCAUCUGGGACAAGGCUGUGGUCACUGGUAAAAUGGAUGAGAACAUGUUUGUCGCUGUGACAAGCACCAAUGCUGCCAAGAUCCUCAACCUUUAUCCACGCAAGGGUCGGAUAGCUGUGGGAUCAGACAGCGACCUGGUUAUCUGGGACACAGACGCCGUCCGGACCAUCACUGCAAAAACUCAUCAUUCUGCAGCGGAGUAUAAUGUGUUCGAGGGCAUGGAGCUGAGAGGUGCUCCCAUGCUGGUCGUCUGCCAGGGGAAGAUUGUUCUGGAGGAUGGGAACCUGCACGCGACCGCUGGCACUGGACGUUUCAUUCCCUGCUCCCCGUAUCCGGACUUCACUUACAAACGUGUCAAAGCCAGGAAACAGCUGGCCAUUCUGAAGGCUGUCCCCAGAGGCAUGUAUGACGGCCCCGUGUCUGAAUUUUUACCCAUGUCGAGGGGUGGCACGCCAUCUGCCUCCGCCCGUACCUCACCCACCAAAGCCCCUGUGAGGAACCUCCACCAGUCUGGCUUCACACUGUCAGGUCCCGAGGAAGCCCCCAUCAGACCAGCUGGAAGACGCAUCGUUGUGCCUCCUGGUGGCCGCUCCAAUAUCACCUCCCUCAGUUAAAUAUAACGAGCAUGUAAGAGAGAGGCCAGGAUCAAAUCAGCCGUGUAGAAGUAAGGUGAUUAGUCAGGAAAUGAAACAAAAGAAACGUAAAACACUGAACUCAUGCCUUACCCUCCAUGAUUUCCUCCUGCUGAGUGACUGAAGAUCAGUAGUCCACCUCUGAGAAAGCAAAGCAUUUAGUGUAGCGUUACAUUCAUUUGUGUGUUUAGAUAAACUGAAUUAGAAGACAUUAGAAUUACCGUAAAAACAACUUUCGUUCGGAUGGUCUGAAAGGAAAUUUUCCAGGCGUUUGCGUUCGGUAGAGGAAGGACUACGGUCGUGUGUUUCAUAGGGCUUCGUCUGUAUUCCCUCAUAAGCUUUAUUUGCGUACAUCAGCUGUGAUUAUGCUAGUUAACGUUACUUUGUAAAUGAAGUUAAAGUGUUGAGCAGUUUUGUUUUUUUUGAAGUAUAAUAAAGUUGAAUGUUAAGGAAAACCAUGCAAGGAUAUACAGAAUAUUACAGGACAUUUACAUACAUUCACAUACUGUACUGCUUUCAUUAUCCGUCUCACUGAAGAUACGAAAAACAUUAUGCAUCCGUCGUGUGAAGGAAUAGUUGAACUUCAGUCAAACACGUUGAAAAAGGACAAAUAAACAAUUUCUUGCCAAAAUUAAUGAUGAAAACAAAGCCUGCAGGAGAAAGAUACUCACCUUUUACAUUUCAGUUCAAGCUCAGAUUAUUGAAGGAUGAUUAAAAGGUGCUACGAUGUCUUUUCUUAAAUCACGCAAAGUAUAAGUUUUUGAUAUCUGAAUCUUUCAUGUGACUUCGGUAGGAAAGCCCUCAGUUAAUGGAAAAAGAGUGUAUGUUAGAUGCCCCAAAUAACAACGACUAAAGUGAUAUACCGAAUGAUGUGGAAUAGGUUGUUUAUUAUAUUUAUGUAGGUUUGAUUGUAUUACCUUUCUUUUUUUUAACAUCUGAGUCAAAAAAGCAGGUGAAGAUGAACAUGUGAUGUGCAAAUUUGCUCCUCAAUAAACAGAAGUUGCAACUGA
Molecule: messenger RNA, 2827 nt
Organism: Onychostoma macrolepis
Lineage: Eukaryota; Metazoa; Chordata; Actinopteri; Cypriniformes; Cyprinidae
Gene: dpysl3
Product: dihydropyrimidinase like 3
Exons: 14
Coding region: 96-1799 (567 amino acids)
Biological process (GO): actin crosslink formation
Cellular component (GO): cytosol; cytoplasm
Molecular function (GO): hydrolase activity, acting on carbon-nitrogen (but not peptide) bonds, in cyclic amides
Source: RefSeq, a predicted model, not a curated record